Molecule: messenger RNA, 3456 nt
Organism: Brassica napus (rape)
Lineage: Eukaryota; Viridiplantae; Streptophyta; Magnoliopsida; Brassicales; Brassicaceae
Product: abscisic acid receptor PYL10
Exons: 3
Coding region: 1943-2611 (222 amino acids)
Biological process (GO): abscisic acid-activated signaling pathway
Cellular component (GO): nucleus; cytoplasm
Molecular function (GO): abscisic acid binding; protein phosphatase inhibitor activity; signaling receptor activity
Source: RefSeq, a predicted model, not a curated record
CAUUAAUAAAAUAUAAUAAUAAUAUUAAUAGUUUAUUUUUUGAAUAUUAAUGCUUAAAAUCCGUUUAGGCGUCCGCAUAAACCGCAUAAUGUCCGCCUAAACACUGUUAUUCGCCCGAAUUAUAUAACUACGCAUAAAACACUGUAUAACAUAAAAACAGUACAGUUGGCUACCGUAUAGUGCAUAAACGCCGCCUAAGCGGGCGUAUAGACCGUAUUUUAGAACACCGAGUACUAGUAAAUUUGAUUUAAAAUAGUUUAUUUUAAUAAUUGCAUUUUAAUUAUACUACAAUUAUAGUUUAUAGUAACUUUUUUUGGCAAAUAGUUUAUAGUAACUUGAAUCUUAUCCAUCUGGUGUACUUAGAUUCUACUGGAGAAGCUUUUAACUUGAGAAAAAGAUUCCAAUCAAUAUUUUUCAAACUUUGAAUCUCAUCGCUAAAAUAUUUCUAUAAAUAAGGAAAAUCUCCAAAAAAACAUUUUAUAGUUCUAGUAACUUGGAAUCUUAUCCAUUUAUUACUAUACAAUUAGAUCUGAUAGAAGAAUCUUAUCAAAUUCUGAAUCUCAACCCUAGAUUAUUAAAGCCAUUUUAAAAAUAUAAAGAUGAUAAAUUUAAAAUGAUUUUGCAACAAUUAUACUAAUAUCUACAAUCAUAUAAAUACAUAAAAUAAGUAAAAAUAAUAUAAAUAAUAACAUUAAUAAAAUAUAAUAAAAUAUAAUAAUAAUAUUAAUAGUUUUUUUGAAUAUUAAUGCUUAAAAUCCGUUUAGGCAUCCGCAUAGACCGCAUAAUGUUUGCCUAAACACUGUUAUUCACCCGAAUGAUAUAACUCCGCAUAAAACACUGUAUAACAUAAAAAUAAUACAGUUGGCUACCGUAUAGCGCAUAAACGCCGCCUAGACGGGUGUAUAAACCAUAUUUUAGAACACUGAAUACUAGUAAAUUUGAUCUAAAAUAGUUUAUUUUAAUAAUUGCAUUUUAAUUGUACUACAAUUAUAGUUUAUAGUAACUUUUUUUGGCAAAUAGUUUUAUAGUAACUUGAAUCUUAUCCAUCUGGUGUACUUAGAUUCUACUAGAGAAGCUUUUAACUUGAAAAAAAGAUUCCAAUCAAUAUUUUUCAAACUUUGAAUCUCAUCCCUAAAAUAUUUCUAUAAAUAAGGAAAAUCUCCAAAAAAAACAUUUUAUAGUUUUAGUAACUUGAAAUCUUAUCCAUUUAUUACUAUACAAUUAGAUCUGAUAGAAGAAUCUUAUCAAAUUUUGAAUCUCAUCCCUAAAAUAUUUUUAUAAAUAUGGCCAAUAUCCAAAAAAACAUUUAUAGUUUUUAGUAACUUGGAAUCUUAUCCAUUUAUUACUAUACAAUAACUGAGAAAAGCUUCCAGUCAAGAUUUUUUAGAUUCUGUUUUUUUUCAGGAAUUUAAAACAAAUUUCAUCAUUGAUCUUAUUUGAUAAAUUUAUUUUUAUUAUGAUGAAUUGUUUGGCUAAAUUUUAUUGGUUAGCUGAGUUAUUAAGUAAAUUUGUUCAAUUUAGCAUAUUCUUCAUUUAUGGAUUAAGAUACAAUCAUACAACUGUGGCUCUUAGUCUUACUAAACAAUUGAAUAUAUCCAAUUUGUAUAUUAUCUUACUAAUAAUGGCAAGUGUAGAAAAAGACAAAACUAUCCUCUCUCCAUUUAACACCAAUUACUUUUCACCUUCCAACAGAUAACCAUUAAAAACUCAAAAGCAAAAAUCAUAUUCCUUGAAUAUUCUCUGAACUACGAAUAACACAAAUGUAUAAAUGAUUAAAAAAUAAUUUCACCAACAGCAACUGAGGGUAUAUGCGUCAAUAAACAGAACAUCCUAUAGGCCGACAUGUGUAGAUUAGCUUAGAUCAAGUACCUUUGUCCAAUCAGAUUACAUUUAGAUGCGUCCUUCCUUGUAUAAGAAGAAUCUGUGAGAGCUAAGUCUGAUUAUGUUAAAGAAUAUUUUGAGGGAAGUGAUAGUUGGUUGCGCCCUUCCUUCUUUUCUUUGCCGUGAUCGUCACUUUCUCUGUGUGUGGUUUCUCUUGUCUGCUGCUCUGGAAAUGAUGAACGCUGACGAGACAAAGAACGUGGAGAGCGACUACAUCAAGAUGCACCACAUGCACGGUGAGCUUUUGGAGAGUCAGUGUAGCUCGACGCUCGUUAAGCACAUCAAAGCUCCUCUUCAUCUCGUGUGGUCACUUGUGAGAAGAUUCGAUCAACCACAAAAAUACAAACCGUUUAUUAGUGGGUGUGUGGUCAAAGACAAGAAGCUGGAGAUUGGUUCAGUAAGAGAAGUAGAUGUGAGAUCUGGACUACCCGCUACUAAAAGCACCGAGAUAUUAGAGUUUCUCGACGACAACCAACAUGUCCUCAGCAUCAGAAUCGUCGGUGGCGAUCACAGACUCAAGAACUAUUCUUCAGUCAUUUCGUUACAUCCGGAGACCAUAGAAGCAAAAGCAGGGACAUUGGUCAUAGAGUCGUUUGUGGUGGACGUGCCUGAGGGUAACACAAAGGAAGAAACUUGCUUCUUCGUGGAGGCUCUGAUUCAAUGCAAUCUCAAAUCUUUAGCAUAUGUUUCUGAGAGUCUUGAAGCAGAAUCUAUAGCCCAAAUGGUAUGAUGACGACUCUAAGAAUAAUCUUUCAAAGGCAAAUAGUAUGGAGAAGCUUCCCAAAUGGGAAGGAGUCAUUUUCAUAUUCAAGAAGAUGAUCAAUUCGUUCUUUUACGUAUAGUGAUGUCAUUUAGUCUAUGCUUUUCUCUGUUUUCUGAAUUUCCGUUAAUUUUAUAAUUUGGAAUAAUUAAUUAUUUCUGGAAUUCUGCAAAAUGCCAUUUGAUCAUCUUUUCAUAAUAAAAUGUAGAUACAUAAUGUUUUAUGUUUCAUGACAAAUACAAUAAAAAUUAGAUACUUCAUGAAGAUAUUUUUAAAAAAAAUUCAUUUGGUACUUUUUAGUGUUUUCUUGUAAAUUUAAACAAUUUACAUAGUGACAAAAUAAAAUCUUCAACUUAGAUCGUUUUGUCGACCAUAGUCAAAAGUAUAUUAGCUAUUUUGAGUAAAGAAGAUCAACUGACAGGAGGAGGCAAUGGACAAUGGACAUUUCAAAAGUAUAUUUUGUCGUUUCCCUCUUCAUUUGUUGCUGUUGUAAUUUCUAUAAACCAAUGGACAUUUUUGACCAAAAAAAAACCAAUGGACAUUUUGUUGGAAGUCAAUUAUGGAUUUAUGGUAAUGGAGCUUUGUGGGGUUACCAUUUUGUUGUUUAAAUUUGUAGACAGCAUUGUUCUAAAAUACGCUAUUCGCUCUCUUUGCGGUGACGUAGUGCCUAACGCCUAACUGCUUAACUGUAUACUCGGACGCCUGAACGGACCUAUGCAGAUAUAUACUUUAAUAUAUAAUAUUAUAUUUAGUUAUAUAAUAUUACUAUUUAUCUAUAUAAAUAUACUUAUAAGUUAUAACUAGUAUCGUAAUCA